GAUCCACAGCUUCCGACGCCAUUCUCACCUUUCAGCAUGGGCGCGCCGGACACAUCAUGGGUGUUCGCGGACCUCGCCGUCGCCGACAGCUCCAGGUACAGCACCCGCUCGCGGCUGCUGCUCACGGGGCUCUCCUUCGCCAUCGGCAUCCUCACCCUCCUCCUCUACCUCGCUGUCUCCUAUGCCUGCAGACGCCGCCGCCGCCGUCGCCUUUGCCGCCGUCAGCGCGGCGCGGGCGCGGGUGCUGGUGCGGAGGACCAGGAGGCCGGCAUGAGCGACGCGGCGAUUGUCUACGAGCGGGCCGACGCGGAGGCGGCGCCCGUGGACUGCGCGGUGUGCCUCGGGCAGGUGGAGGCCGGCGAGAAGCUGCGUCGGCUCCCCAAGUGCGCGCAUCUGUUCCACGCGGACUGCGUCCACGCCUGGUUGCGCGCGCACUCCACCUGUCCCAUGUGCCGCGCCGCCACCACUGGCACAACCCCGGCCGCGACAGCGGCGGCAGAGGCGCCGCCACCAGCCGUGGUUGCAGGCACGCCGCCUGCCUUGGAACGGAUGAAUUGA
Aegilops tauschii subsp. strangulata is the source of this 558-nucleotide messenger RNA. RefSeq lists its product as uncharacterized. The record is from RefSeq and is a predicted model, not a curated record. Lineage: Eukaryota; Viridiplantae; Streptophyta; Magnoliopsida; Poales; Poaceae. Gene Ontology annotation, biological process: protein ubiquitination.